GAGUCUGCGUCGCGCCCGCGGCCGGAGCUCAGGCUGGGAGCCCGAGGCUAGUGCCGUCUGGGCCCCGAGGGCGCCGCCGCCCGGCGGGGAUCCGGCCAUGGAGUUCUGGCCGUGGCUGACGGCGGCGCUACUGCUGCUGCUGCUACUCGUGCAGCUGAACCGCACCGCCAACUUCUACGCCAAGAUCUCCUUCUACUGCGCGCUGUGCUUCUUGGUCUCCACGGUGGCCGCUGCUGUCUGCCUGCUGCGCCACGGCGGCCGGACGGUGGAGAACAUGAGCAUCAUCAGCUGGUUCGUCCGGUCCUUCAAGUACCUGUACGGCCUCCGCUUUGAAGUCAAGGGCCGCCAGAAGCUGACGGUGGACCACCCCUGUGUCAUCGUCUCCAACCACCAGAGCAUCCUGGACAUGAUGGGCCUCAUGGAGAUCCUCCCCGAGCGCUGCGUGCAGAUCGCCAAGCGCGAGCUGCUCUUCACGGGGUCCGUGGGCCUGAUCAUGUACCUCGGGGGCGUGGUCUUCAUCAACCGGCAGCGCUCCAGCACGGCCAUGACCGUGAUGGCCGAAGUGGGCCAGCGCAUGACCCAGGAGAACCUGAAAGUGUGGAUCUACCCCGAGGGCACACGGAACGACAACGGGGACCUGCUGCCUUUCAAGAAAGGCGCCUUCUACCUGGCCGUCCAGGCCCAGGUGCCCAUCAUCCCCGUGGUGUACUCCAGCUUCUCCUCCUUCUACAGCCCCAGGACGAAGCGCUUCACCUCAGGAACCAUCAAGGUGGAGGUCCUGGACGCCAUCCCCACCAGCGGCCUCACCGUCGACGACAUCCCCCAGCUCAUGGACACCUGCCACAAAGCCAUGAGGACCACCUUCUUCCACUUGUCCAGCACGCCCCAGGAGAACGGGGCCGCCGCGGGGCCUGGUGCCCAGCCCGCCCAGUAGCCCAGGCCCGUGGCGGGCAGGACCCGGAGGGGCGGGCGCAGGGCGUGGCUAGAG
Phyllostomus discolor (pale spear-nosed bat) is the source of this 988-nucleotide messenger RNA. It is a transcript of the gene AGPAT2, whose product is annotated as 1-acylglycerol-3-phosphate O-acyltransferase 2. Gene Ontology annotation, biological process: phosphatidic acid biosynthetic process. The transcript has 6 exons. The record is from RefSeq and is a predicted model, not a curated record. Gene Ontology annotation, cellular component: endoplasmic reticulum; membrane. Gene Ontology annotation, molecular function: 1-acylglycerol-3-phosphate O-acyltransferase activity. The coding region runs from base 98 to 934 and encodes 278 amino acids. Lineage: Eukaryota; Metazoa; Chordata; Mammalia; Chiroptera; Phyllostomidae.